Messenger RNA from Clonostachys byssicola, 840 nucleotides. The record is from the annotation of a GenBank genome assembly. Lineage: Eukaryota; Fungi; Ascomycota; Sordariomycetes; Hypocreales; Bionectriaceae.
AUGGAUGCUGAGGCCACUGCAACGGCCAAACUGGCUGUGCUGAUCGAUGCAGACAAUGCGCAGCCCAAGAUAGCGAGUCUGGUGCUUGCCGAGAUCGCCAAGUACGGCACUGCCUUUGUGAAACGGGCUUAUGGUGAUUGGACCACCAGCAACUUGAACGGCUGGAAGGAGCAACUUCUCUCCAACUCGAUCCAGCCUAUCCAGCAGUUUGGCUAUACGCAGGGCAAGAACUCCACCGACGCCGCCAUGGUCAUUGACGCCAUGGACCUCCUGUAUACCAACAGAUUUGACGGCUUUUGUAUCGUCUCGAGCGACAGUGACUUCACUCGCCUGGCCUCGCGAAUCCGUGAGUCUGGUCUGGUCGUCUACGGCUUUGGGGAGCGUAAGACACCCAAGCCUCUAGUCACCGCUUGUGACAAGUUUAUCUAUACCGAAAACCUCUCCGCGGAUCUUAGAACUGCCCCGGCCCUUCCACCUAGCGCUGCCCCUGGAGAUCUCAUUAGUCGAGAUCUCAUGAGCCGAGACCUCACAACCCAAGACCUCAUAUCCCGCAAGCGCCCUCACAACGCGAUCUCGAAGAAGGACCCGGAGGAUCUGGACUCAGAAAGAAGCUUCAUAUAUAAGGCCAUAGAAGCUGAAUCUGAUGACGAAGGCUGGGCCUCGCUCGCUCAAGUUGGAGGUUUGAUCAAUAAGCGGCAUCCUGACUUCGAUCCUCGUAGCUUUGGUUACCUAAAGCUCAGCCACCUUCUCCAGGACGAUCCUGCAGUGGAAACGAAGAAAAGCAUCCCUGGAGUAGGAAAGCCCCCAGUUGUGUUUGUACGUAUGUUAAGACUGCUCUAG